GUUUUAUGUGAUUAGAGAAGUAAGAAGCAGGAAGCAGUUUGUUACAAAGCGACAAAGCAUCGUCCAACACUCGGAUAAAACUUCACGGAGUCCACUUUGUAGUGGUGAAGAUGUAUCUCAUCACAGUUUUAGUCCUUUUGGGGACGGGACUGACAGUGAACAGCGAGAUUCACUCCCUCAAGUACAUCUACACCGCUUUCUCUGAACCUGUCGGACUUCCGGGCAUCCAUGAGUUCACAGCUAUGGGUCAGAUGGACGGCAGGAUGAUUGACUACUAUGACAGUGAUAUCCAGAGAAAAGUUCACAAGCAGGAAUGGAUGAAGGAGCGACUUCCUGCAGACUACUGGGAGAAAGGCACACAGUCCCGCCAAAGCAAGCAGCAGUGGUUCAAAGUCAACAUCGACAUCCUGAAGAAACGAAUGAAACAGAAUGACACUGAUCGCCAUGUUCUUCAGUGGAUGCACGGCUGUGAGGGUGAAACAAGGCCUGAUGGCACAUUAAAGUUUGUCCGUGGCGUAGACAUGUACAACUAUGACGGACGAGACUUCCUGUCCUUUGAUGACGCCCACUCAGUGUGGGUUGCUGCCGCUGAUAUAGCAGUCCAGACCAAGAGAAAGUGGGAUGAAGUCCAGGUCCUAAAAGAAUACACCAAAGGCUACCUGGAGAACGAGUGUAUCGAUUGGUUGAGCAAGUUCAUGACAUACGGGGAAAAACAGCUGAAAGCUGCCUCUCCACCAGAUGUGCACGUUUUUGCUAAGAACACCAGAAUUGAGUCAAACCUCAUGUUGACCUGCCUGGCCACAGGUUUCUACCCAAAAGACAUCAUCCUUAACAUCAGAAGGAACGGCCGCAUUCUGACUAAAGAGGACGGGUUGAUCUCCUCAGGCGUUCGACCAAAUGAAGACGACACCUUCCAGAGAAGAGACAGUGUGGAGAUUUUAAAGAGUGACAUCGCUUCAUUCACAUGUGAAGUCAUUCACAGAGCAUCUGGUGUAUCUGUUAAGAAGGAUUUGGAUCACAAAGUUGAUGGAGGAGUCAACAUGGGCAUGAAUGUUGGGGCGAUUGGUGGACUGCUUGUCGUUGUCGUACUUGUGGCUGUAACACUGGUGGUGUUGAAGAAAAAAGAGAUAUUUGACCCUGCUCCACCAGUCACAGUCAUCACUGUCAAAGAGUCCAAAGAGUCUCUGAACAGCGGUGACUCUGGUCUCUCUGCUGGAUCUGACAAUGGCUCAUCCAACAGCUCAUCUGGCAGCUCCAAUGGCUCCGAUAAGCCUCUCCUUGACAAACAAUUCAGAACCUGAGAGGAACCAACUCACCAGGGAACAAACUACUAGUGGAUUAGUACAGGGAUGGAGAUAUGAAGCAAAAAUGGGAAUUUGAAAAAUCAUAAAAAUACUGAAUUGACAGAUUAGACACAAAAACAAGAAAAACAAGAACAAAGUUUUUUAUAUUAAGCUCAGAAAUGUCUCUAUUGUCUUUAGUAAGUGUGAUAGUUUGAGGAGUCCUGAUUAUCUGGAUGAUCUGGAAUAAUAUUCAGAUUUCACAUAUUCUUUAUUUGGAGCUUUCUUCCUACUUUGCUUGCCUGAAAUGUAUGAAAAAUAUCCUUUAUGCCUCUUAAACUGAACCCCAAAGUCACCAUGAAAGAAACGCUUUUGUUUCAUAUUACUGAGGAGACUCUAUUUUAAUUGGGGGAAAAAUUUGUGGAACGUCAUGCGGAGACUCAAGAAGGAGAUUAGAAAAGUGUGACCUGUAAGAAACGAAACAAAUGUGAUGUUAAACCUUUAAAAGCAAUCUCCUUUACAUCUAAAAACUACUUUUUUAAAGUUUAGAGAUCAUUAAUCACAGCUACACUCCUCAAGCAAAUGCUACAUAUGUGUUUCUUCUUUAUGAUGUUUUACUUUGAUAUUCAUAAUUACAUAGUUUUAUUUUAAUGGAAUUCUCAUCUCUCUGUAAAGCAAUAUGUUUUUAAAUAAAUAGACUAAUUCAUUACUUUUCAGUAUUGAACUGUGUUCCUGCCUGAAGACAAAUAUCAUAUUUCACAUGUUCAGCUGACAUGCAGUGGACUAAAGGAGUCUUUAUGUGUUUUAACAGUGAAUUGAAAUUAAUUAAUUGUGUACAAAUUGAACACUUUGCACAUCAUUAAUAUUAAAUCCUGUAAU
Scomber scombrus (Atlantic mackerel) is the source of this 2159-nucleotide messenger RNA. RefSeq names its product H-2 class I histocompatibility antigen, Q10 alpha chain-like. The transcript is spliced from 8 exons. NCBI's taxonomy places the organism in Eukaryota, Metazoa, Chordata, Actinopteri, Scombriformes, Scombridae. Gene Ontology annotation, cellular component: external side of plasma membrane. Bases 111 to 1301 code for a protein of 396 amino acids. Gene Ontology annotation, biological process: immune response. The record is from RefSeq and is a predicted model, not a curated record.